Messenger RNA from Cynoglossus semilaevis (tongue sole), 2043 nucleotides. It is a transcript of the gene stk25b, whose product is annotated as serine/threonine kinase 25b. Gene Ontology annotation, biological process: protein phosphorylation. NCBI's taxonomy places the organism in Eukaryota, Metazoa, Chordata, Actinopteri, Pleuronectiformes, Cynoglossidae. Gene Ontology annotation, cellular component: cytoplasm; Golgi apparatus. The coding region runs from base 477 to 1748 and encodes 423 amino acids. Gene Ontology annotation, molecular function: protein serine/threonine kinase activity; ATP binding. The record is from RefSeq and is a predicted model, not a curated record. The transcript is spliced from 11 exons.
AUACUGUUUUAGAUGGAGUGUCCUCACCAAGACAACAGCUCCCAUAAUUCCAGAGUGUAUGACAGCACUGCGCAUGCGUAGAAGCUCUGGGCCAUUAUUUUGUCCUCAAGCUUCAAAUGAACAACAGGAGAAGCGUUUUCUUGAAAUGAAUUAAAUAUUCAUACGCGGAAGGAUCCUCUUUUUGGCCGACUUGUCUGUCGAUUCAAACAUACAUGGAGUCUUUGCUUCAGUAGCGGGUUGUGUCACUGUGCUGGUUCCGUCCAGCGGUGGACUUGAGGCCGAAACACAGCGCGGGGUGACAGCCCCGUUAAAGGCAGCAGAUUUGGGUGUUUAUCUGCUCGACUAGCCACCAGGCUCUGGCCUCGUAGACACAGCUACGACAGGAGACAGGAGGGGGGAUAACCCCGAGGGAGCGUUUGUAAAGUCCAGGAUAGAGAGACAGUGGCUGUCCCUGUCCCGUCCAGUCUGCUGAAGGGAUGGCACACCUUCGUGACAUGCAGAACCAGAAUUCCCGAUUGGACCCGGAGGAGUACUUUACCAAACAGGAGAGGAUCGGGAAGGGUUCCUUCGGAGAGGUCUACAAAGGCAUCAACAAUCGCACGAAGGAAGUGGUGGCCAUCAAAAUUAUCGACUUGGAGGAGGCGGAAGAUGAGAUCGAGGACAUUGGGCAGGAGAUCAAGGCGACGAGCCAGUGUGACAGCCCGUUUGUUACCAAGUAUUACGGGUCUUACCUGAAGGGGACCAAGUUGUGGAUUAUCAUGGAGUAUUUAGGUGGAGGCUCUGCCCUGGAUCUGCUUCGUCCGGGGCCUCUGGAAGAGACAUACAUUGCUACUAUCCUGAGGGAAAUCCUAAAGGGCCUGGAGUAUCUGCACUCUGAAAGGAAAAUUCACAGAGAUAUCAAAGCUGCCAACGUGCUCUUGUCAGAGCAGGGCGAUGUGAAGCUGGCCGAUUUCGGAGUGGCAGGCCAGUUGACGGAUACCCAGAUUAAAAGGAACACAUUUGUGGGAACACCAUUCUGGAUGGCUCCGGAGGUUAUUAAACAGUCUGCGUACGACUUUAAGGCUGACAUCUGGUCGUUAGGCAUCACUGCCAUCGAGUUAGCUAAAGGAGAGCCACCUAACUCAGACCUGCACCCCAUGAGGGUCCUCUUCCUCAUCCCCAAAAACACUCCUCCCACCCUGGAGGGUCCUUACAGCAAACCUUUCAAAGAGUUCGUGGAGGCCUGUCUAAAUAAAGAUCCUCGUUUUAGGCCGACUGCCAAAGAACUUCUGAAGCACAAGUUCAUCACACGUUACACCAAGAAGACGGCGUACCUGACCGAGCUGAUUGACCGCUACAGACGCUGGAAGUCGGAGGGACACGGGGAGGAGUCCAGCUCGGACGACUCGGACAUGGAUGCUGAUGGUGAUGUGGACAAUUGUCCCAUGUGGACCUUCCCUACAGUCAGACCCAGCUCUAUGAACAAGUUACAGAAGGGCUACACGCACACAGACUCGGAGUCGGGCGAUUCGGUGAAAAGACAGCCCAAGUCGCAGUGUCUCUCUGCGUUGGUCACGCCCAUCUUCAGAGAGUUGAAGGAAAAGCGGCGAGCGAGCGGCGGCGGCGUAGGAGCUAUUGAGGAGUUAGAGAACGCCUUCAACCUGGCUGAGGAGUCCUGUCCAGGCAUCUCUGACCGUCUGGUCACACACAUGAUGGAGAGAGUGUGCAGGUUUUCAUUAAACGGUAACACCACCCCGUCUUCACGGUGAAACCCCAGCUGGAUGUAACUAACCCUAACCCUAACCCAGUCCCCUCCACCCAUCUUCUCAGAUUAGGACCACAGAAGAACCUUCACCUCCCUCUCCACCUUCGACCCUCCCAUGUCUUGUAUCCCAGAAGAGAUCUUUUAAUUAGUUUUAAUUAAAUAUUUUUACAGUUUUCUUUUUUUGUUUUUCUUUAUGAGUGGAGAGUAUUUAAGAUGAAAAGCCAUGACAUGUAGAGCGUUGUGUACUAUACCUGUUAGAAUGAUAAGUAAAAAAAUAUAUUAAACUUUAUGAACCUGUU